Molecule: messenger RNA, 6955 nt
Organism: Pyrgilauda ruficollis (rufous-necked snowfinch)
Lineage: Eukaryota; Metazoa; Chordata; Aves; Passeriformes; Passeridae
Product: endonuclease domain-containing 1 protein-like
Exons: 15
Coding region: 5319-6149 (276 amino acids)
Molecular function (GO): metal ion binding; hydrolase activity; nucleic acid binding
Source: RefSeq, a predicted model, not a curated record
GGAGUCUGGAGCUCUGCUGUCCUUGGGGGUCUGAUGGGGACCACAGGGCUCUGGAGUUCCCCUGUCUUGGGGAGUGAGGGUGUCUGAUGGGGACCUGGAGGCAUCCUUCCUAUAGGAUCUGAUGGGGUGACACUGGGGAGCCUCCUGUCCAGGAGGGGGUCUGAAUGGGAGCAGGAUGGACUGCAGCUCUCCUGUCUGUGGGGUCUGAUGGGGAACAGGGGAAUCUGCAGUUGUCCUGUCUGUGGGGUCUGUUGGGGAACAGGAGGGUCUGCAGUUGUCCUGUCCGUGGGGAAUAGAACUGGCUGUCAGCUUAGGAAGAGCCUGAAGCCCCCCAGCCCAGAGGAGUCUGACUGGGCCUGACUCUGGCUACCUGCCCAUGGAGCCUGAAUCCCUCCUGCCCAGGGAAUGUGGCCAGGACCCUCUUGGCAUUGCCCCCAGGCCCUUGCUCACCAUGAGCCUCCAUUCGGCCCUGGCUCCAUUAAACCUCCUCCGAAGGGCCUGUCCCUGGCUGCUGUUCCUGUCAUGGCCGAGCCGUGACAGCCUGUCUGUGGCUGGCUCUGGCCUCCGGAGAGGGAGGUGUUUCUCUCCCGAGGAGAGCUGUUUAUGCCCAGUGAUUUUUUUUUUUUCUAUUUUUUUUUUUUUUAAUUUCUUUCCCCUCCCUCCGUGCUCUCCUGCGUAAGCCACAGCAGCAGCUCGGUGUCUGCCCAGCCCGGCAGUGUUACGGCACGGCUCUUAUGUAGGUGAAGCCCGGGAACGCUGCAAGGAUCAUGUGGAGCUCUCAGUCUCCUGAGCCCGGAGCUUUGAGCCUAUUUAUAGGAUGAAAUACUACACAAGUUACUGAGGCAGAGAGAAGGCAUCUUCCUUCACCCAUAACAUACUGAGGCACGAAGAACGAUGCUGAAAGCCAAGGUUUCUGGUUUGACCCUCCUCAUCAGAGCUCCUGAACGUGAAGAUUCCUGACUCACAGAAGCUGUCUGCUCGUGGCAGGCAAAAUUAUCAUUUCUUGCACUCACAGCUGAGGGUUUUGAUGGGGUUGGUGACCAGCUCUAGCACAGCACAGCUCCUUCUUCCUUUUCCUUCUCCUUUUCCUUCUUCAUCACCAGCUUGGAACCAGGAAUGGGUGAGACUUCUGCUGCUUCCCUCCUAACGAGGUUUUCUGUGUCUGCUCCACGUCCUCCUGCUGCAGCCAACGUGGAUCCGAAUGCCGUGGCUACAAAGGCUUGUCACUGUCUCAUGCUGGGUCCCUCACAUCCAAGAGCUACUUGGCAGUUUCCAAGGCAACCACCUGUGGAAUAAUUAAAAAGGAUGAAGUGUUAGCGUGCCAGAUAUAAGGAAUUCUUGCCUGGAGAGAGCGUUUCACUUUCUUCCGUCUUGAAGAGUCAAAACGUGCUUCUGCCAACGAAGUUAAGAAAAACAAACGGUGGCUGAUUUGCACAAGUGAACCAGGACGACGCAAAAUUUAAGUCGAAGAGGAAUGCUCAUUUUCCUGUUUUCUGUAAUUGCAGUCCAUUACUGUGAUCAUGGUUCAGCUGAUUGCUCCUUGGCCGAGGGUGCAUCCGGCGCUGUUUUCCCUCCGUGCUGGAAGGGUUGAUGAGUGUGAGAGGCAGACCCCACCUGACUGGGGUCGCUCUUGCUUUACACGUGGCCUUUGGAGUGCAGAUUCUGAGGACAAACCUGUCAGUAAUGAAUUGUUCCAGAAGUACACAGAGAAAGCUCUACAUGGUAGAGGCUGUGUUUUCUCAGGUACAGCACAUCUUGUCCCUCCUUGGUAUGAGUUAUUGCAAAUCAGGCCUUUCCUGCUCAAAGCUUUGAGGAGCUUUGAAAGUACAGAGAUAAAUGCAUUACGUGCCUGCAUAAUGGGUAAAUUGGAUGUUUCACUGGUGGGAAAUAAUUGCCUUCAUUUGGGGGCUCUUUGCCUGUUCCAGAGGAUUGUUCCCCAGAUCUCUUCACUUCAUAGCACUUCUCAGUGCAGCUAAACAAAGCACAGGAAGGAAUGUAAAGUACUUUUAUCAGUGUAGGAAUCCUGUUCAGUAAUGGUUUGUCAUUAUUUUCCUCCCAAAUGAUCCAAUUGUUUUUUUUUUCUUGCUGUUUAUAUCAAGCCACCACAGACCUUCUGAUGAUGUUAAAUUCCAGCUGUGGAGGCUUUGAUUGUUUCUUGCACGUUGCUCAUUUUAAGAUGACAGAAUUGUUCAGUGAGAGGAAUUCAAAUGGAAAAAUUGAGGCAGACAGGCCUGUGGGGAAGGUUGAGCCCUGUGUAAAAAUCCAGUAAAACUUGAGUAAGAACCUCAGAGUUCAGUGUAUUGAUUUUCUUGUGAAAGUUCAAGAACUGUGUUUCCUUGCAGGCUGAAACUCAUCUCAGCUCCUCAUGACCAGCUGAGCAAGAGAGAUGGGAUUUGAUGCUAUCCAAGUUCAACAAGAAAAUUGCCCUCAAAUCUUCGAUCAUUAAAUCUGUGAAGGAUGGAGCAGCCCAAGAUUUGAAAAUGUUUUAAAACUUCCAGCACCUAAUUAGAAGGAGGCAUCUUGGAGCAGCACAAUAGCUCUCUAUCUGCAGUUCAUUUGGUUUUCCAAUUUAGAAAUGACAGUUUACAGCCCUGGUGUGAGCGUGUUUCUCAUUAGCCUGUUCUAGGAACACGCAGAGUUAUUACAAGUUUUGAAAGAUGCUUUCUUCAAAAGUGCAAAUGAUACUAAACUGCGGAAUUUUCUCUCUGGAUAGCCACAUGGAGAAGCUGUGGCCUGCAACCAUCCCAAAGCUGGUGGUAAAGGCAGAGCCAGCAGCUGGACCUCAGCUUCAAAUCCGUGGAUGUCGUGGAUGCAACUGGAUGGAAAAGAUGCUGCAGCAGGAAUUAGCCUUGUCCAGGGGAGACAGUUGUGAUUUGUCCAUGCUUUCCUUGUUUCACAGAUGGAUCUCGGGUUUCUUGGGCUUUUCCCAUGAAGAUUUUCUUGGAGAGGAGUAUGUUAGCUGUGCUGCUGACAGAUAUCCUCGUGAGAACUGUCCACACUGGCUUGAUUUUCCCUCUUCAGGAGUUGGAUUCCUGGUCAGAGCUGGUUGGGUUUGUUGUCCUUGGGGUAAAUGAAGACAGAGCUGUGUGUCAGCAGAUCUCCAUAACCCCUUUAGAGGAUGACUGAUUUCUUUUGGUGUUCAGAGUCAAUAAUAAUUUCUAGCACCAUUUGAAAUCGGUUAUAGUGAUUGGGGAAUUGCACCUCGUGAAUUUUUACAGAAGAGGCUCCGGAGAGAAGCUUUAAUGGUCCUGCGUGUGAAGAUGAUCCUUGGAAUGGUUUGGAAAACCUUACGGUGCUGAGAGGGAAGAUCAAGGGAGAUGGUUUUCCCAGUGGGAAUUACCAGUGUGGACUUUGGCUCGAAGAAGAAGAACCCCACCCUGUUGGCUUAAUGAUCUGUCUGUGAGGUAUGAGGAAAUAAAAGGAGCAUCAGGAAGCCUUCCAAUCUGCAGCUCCCAUACUCUGGACAUGCUGAAAGCAAGAUCUCAUGGAGGUUUUCCCUGCCAGCCUGAGAGCUUCUUCCAUUCUCCUCUCGUAGACUCCUUACAGAGUAAGCCAUAAACAACUUGAGUCACCUCUCCAAGGGUGUUCAAUAUAUAUGAAUUCCUCUGAAAUUUCAGUUGUUCAGAGACACAGCUGGUUGGAGGCAGAGUCAGAGGUGGGUCCUGUCCCCUGUUCCAGCAGGAUCUAAUUAUCCAUGAAAACAAUCUCUGAAAGUCAUCCUUCAGUCAGCUGAUCCUUUUACAUCCAGCUUUUUUGGGAGUUGAUAAUACCAGCCAACCUACAGCAGCACAUCACACACCAACCUGCAGCAAGCCAUCCCUGUAGCAGGGGAUGUUUUCCUGGAUAUCCUGGUGCUGCAGGUGCAUCUCCUCUGGAAACAUCCAGAACUUUGGGGUUUCAAGCAGAAAAGCUGGACCAGCUGUGUCCUCCACCUGCUGCUGAGCAAGAGGAUGUUCAGUGGGUGCUGGUCAGUGUAAUGGUUACAGACCCUGGGUCAGAAGAUAGUCCCACUCAGCUCCUUGAAAAAAUAUUUUUCCUGAUGUCAUUCUCACUCUGUUGGGUCUCCAACAACUUUCCAACCACAGUCCAUGGAGAGAUGUGUGGCUGCCUACUCUGCUGCCUGGAUUGCUGGAUAUUUAAGUCCUCUUAUGUGCAUUUUCUGACUGUGCUGCUUUCUCAGCAUCAUGUCUGUCUCCCCUAGAGGAUUCUUCUCCGGAGAACCUGCCAUAGAAGCAGAUGAUCUGUCUUCAGUCAAUAAAACCAUUUUCUCUGUGUCAAAGAAGUUUUUUAAAGCCCCCUUGGCAAAAAAAAAAAAAAGGAGAGGUGAGCCUUGGGAUCGCAAAGAUUUGAGUUCAGUAUUUUGGUGCUAGUGAAAGUCACAGAUGGUUUGGGUUGGAAGGCACCUUAAAGACCAUCCAGUUCCAUCCCCCUGCCAUGGGCAAGAACACUUUCCACUGUCCCAGGUUGGACCAAGCCCUCUCCACCCUGGCCUUGGACGUUUCCAGGGAUCCAGGAGCAGCCACAGCUUCUCUGGGUAUCCUGUGCCAGGGCCUCCCCACCCUCACACGGAAGAAUUAUUCACAUACUGUUGCAGAGAAAAGUUUUUUUGGUCUCUACUUUCCCAAAGCAAUCAGUGUGUCAAGCCCUGUGUAACUCUGUCUGGAUUCCAGCCUGGAAAGCCAGACACUGACCCUGAUUUGGAGCAGCACAGCCUGGGAUGAAGUGGCUGGGAAGGCAUCAAAGGAGGAGCUGGCUGUGACAACAGUUCGCCAAGCAACACAUGGCAGAGCAUGGACAUCAAGAGGAAUAUAAGGCAGCUCCUUUAACUUCAUUGCUUCAAAUAUCAUGACUGUCAUUCUUCUAUAACAUUACUGCAUAAAAACCCAGCGGGAUUUAUUUGUAAUUGAUGAUUUUAUGUGGAAGAUACUCCAAUGCCACCGUGCGGAUUAAAUCCCAGAACAGACUGACAGCUGUAAAAUCCAAGAGCACAGGACAUCUGGGUUCUCCUCCUAUCCUUGUCUCCUGUUACCCAGAGUGGACCAGGAGGCCCUUGCAAGCCUAAGACAUCAACAAUACUUAAAAAUAUAAAGGAGAAACCUGAACCAGGAUUCUGGAAGUGCGUCCUCCUCCUGGCUCUCUGAGUGAAAUUCCCUGUUUAUGACACCGGGCAGAUUUAUGACCAGGUAUAUAUUGCACUGGGAGUCCUGAGGGAUCAGCCAAGUGUUUCUUCAGAGAGAAGAAGAAAGGAACUCUCCAGCUGCCUGUUCUGAGACUCUGCUUCAAGGGGAGCAAGAGCCCUCCACUGAAAUCCUCCCACCAUGCUGGGGCUGCUGCUGCUGCAGGUGUUGGCCAGCUGCCUCUGGCUGGGACACAGCGAGGUGGUGAAGUCCUUUGAAACUUCAUGUCCUCAGUUUUUUUUCCGGGAGAUCCCUCCAAAUGAAGCCCUGGAGCCGCAGAAACCAGCCUGGAUCUGCCAGCGCUACAAGAACCAGUAUUACUUUGCCACCCUGUAUGACAGGAAGAUGCGUAUUCCUGUCUACUCUGCUUACAUCUACCAGCCUGGACCGGGCAAAAGACCUAAAACAUGGCUGGUUGAGCCUCAGCUGAUUGGCCCAACUUAUCCCAAAACUAUGGAAAAAGAGUGGACACUCUUAAAUCAUUACAAUGUCACCUUAGAGAAACUCAGCCAGAGCCAGGCUAUCCUUCAUGACUACAAGAACCUGACGGGUCUGAACCGGGGCCAUUUGAACCCCAAUGGCCACCACGAUGACUACAGCAGCAGGAUGGCUACCUUCACCCUCACCAACAUCGUGCCCCAGGAUGAGAAACUCAACGGUGGUGCCUGGAACAACUACGAGCAGCAAACCAUGAUCAGGAGGACCCAGGGCUGUACAACCACCUAUGUCGUUGUGGGUGCUGUGCCUGGGAACAACUACAUCGCCAAGGGGAGGGUUAAUAAACCCAGCCACCUCUGGUCAGCUGCCUGCUGCGUGGUGGACAAUAACUACAUAAAGGCCUGGGCGGUCAUCGCUGAGAACGACAAGAACGAGGUUGAGCUCCUCACACUGGGAGAGCUGGAGGACACGUUAACUGAGCUCUAUGGGAGGGGACAGGUUUCCCUGUUUGACAGUGACUGUCCCCGGGAAUAAGCCUCACAUCCUGGGUGGAACAGGCUCAGGAGCUUUUGCCACAUGUCAUACAAUCACAGAAUGGUUUGGGUUUGAAGGAAUUUCAAAGACCAUCCGGGUAGUCUCAGCUCCUGAGCCAUGGGCAGGGACAUCUUCCACUAUCCUUGGUGGCUCCAAGCCCUGUCCUGUGGUAGUGAGUUUCUUUGUUAUGAAAUUGUGGUGUUAUAAGUUCAAAAUGGUUUCCUCCAGUUGUCCCCCAUACAUAUUGGUUUGUCCCUGAGAUACAUCCACCCAUUCCCCUGUCCAUCUACCUAAAGACCUACCCCUUAUUCCAGAGUCAUCCCUGCUACUCAGGGAGACCCUGCCCUCCUCCCUUGUCCAUUACAGAAACCCCACCUUUGUUUCCAGAAUCUUCUGCAUGCAUCCUGGAUCCCUCAAAUACCUAUUGGUCUCCUUGGCGUGCUCUCCUCCCCUGUUGUCUCCCAUCGGAUGUCAUGAUGUAUACGCUGCCUUGUGCCCCUCCCCGGGUGUCUCACCAUUGGUCCAAGUUUGUAUCCUCCCUAUGUUCCCUCCCCUGUACUUAAGAUGCUGUUACCCUGUCGGAACAUUGUCGCUUGUCCCUGGACUCUAUCAGAUUAAAGCCUCUUGAGAACCUAUACAAGUGAUCCCUCUCUUUUCCUUCACUCUGGACUCCUCAACUUGGGAUUCUAACAGCAGCUGCACAGAGCAGCUUUGCUGCCUCUGAGAACUAGGCAGCCCUGCUUUACUGCCACCCAGACCGUCCCAGGGGUGGACAGGGAGCAGCCACUCUUGGCACAGGCCAGGAG